Molecule: messenger RNA, 9739 nt
Organism: Pantherophis guttatus
Lineage: Eukaryota; Metazoa; Chordata; Lepidosauria; Squamata; Colubridae
Gene: PBX1
Product: PBX homeobox 1
Biological process (GO): regulation of DNA-templated transcription
Cellular component (GO): nucleus
Molecular function (GO): DNA binding; DNA-binding transcription factor activity, RNA polymerase II-specific
Source: RefSeq, a predicted model, not a curated record
CCCUCCCUUCUUCCUUCCUUCCUUCCUGGCUGUGCCUUUUCUGUGUCAGUUUCAGGAGUCCUGAGCUUGAGCCUGAAACAAAGCAGGAGGCUGGAAAAGGGCUCUCCGGAGUUCGCCGAGACGCCGAACUGAGGGGGAGGCUCCCUGCCUUGGCCGAGGCGUCGGGUUGUGCCUUUCGCCGUCAGCUCUGCGCAGCGCGAAGCUCCUUUCGGGGAGAGCAUCUGGCUCCCGAGCGGGGCGGGCGGGCAGGGAAAGUUUGCUCGGCUCUUUCCUUCGCCUUUCAGAUCGAGGCGGGUUUUUGCCAGAUUAAGCAGUAGCUUGCCGACCACCGACCGCCUCCAGCGCUGCUCUGUCGGCCACCUCAAUAGCGAAAAGCGAGAACCUGGCUGGGACGGGGAGAAAAAGGAACAGCAAAAAGCGAGCCCGAUCCGGCUUCUCAUCUUGAUCCUGCUCCAGUGCCGCUUCCUUUCCUGCUGGACCCGACAGCCUCCUCACAAGAAUUCCGAGAGUGUUGCUUCCUACCCUCCUUUCCUCUCUCUCUCUCGGGAGGUUUGAGGUUCGUUAAGGGAUAAUAUUAUUCUUUUUUGAAAACCCAAAGAAGAAAGGCAAGGAAGGAAGGAAGGAAGGCGAGUCCAGCAGUUGAUUCCUCUCUUCCAAGAAGCGCGCUCCCGAAAAAGCUCGAGAAGGGGGGAAAAGAAGGGGCCCCGUCUGCGCCUAGCCUUGGGGAUGGAUGAUCAGCCCAGGUUGAUGCAUUCCCACGCCGGAGUGGGGAUGGCUGGCCAUCCGGGCCUGUCCCAACAUAUGCCGGACGGAGCUGCCGGCACUGAAACCGAGGGGGGACGAAAACAAGACAUUGGGGACAUUUUACAGCAAAUCAUGACCAUCACCGACCAGAGUUUGGAUGAAGCGCAGGCCAGAAAACAUGCUCUAAACUGUCACAGAAUGAAACCUGCACUUUUUAAUGUCUUGUGUGAAAUUAAAGAAAAAACAGUGUUGAGCAUUCGAGGAGCUCAGGAGGAGGAACCCACAGACCCACAGCUAAUGCGGCUGGACAACAUGCUCUUAGCAGAAGGGGUAGCUGGCCCUGAGAAAGGAGGGGGCUCAGCAGCAGCAGCAGCAGCAGCAGCAGCCUCAGGAGGUGCUGGCUCAGACAAUUCCGUAGAACAUUCUGACUACAGAGCAAAACUCUCACAGAUUCGGCAGAUCUACCACACAGAGCUGGAGAAGUAUGAACAGGCAUGUAAUGAGUUCACGACCCACGUGAUGAAUCUGCUGAGGGAACAGAGCAGGACUCGGCCUAUCUCCCCCAAAGAGAUAGAGAGGAUGGUCAGCAUCAUCCACCGCAAGUUCAGCUCCAUCCAGAUGCAACUCAAACAGAGCACAUGUGAAGCUGUCAUGAUCUUGCGCUCUCGAUUUCUUGAUGCACGGAGGAAGAGAAGAAAUUUCAACAAGCAGGCUACAGAAAUUCUCAAUGAGUAUUUCUAUUCUCAUCUCAGCAACCCUUAUCCCAGUGAGGAAGCCAAAGAGGAACUAGCCAAGAAAUGUGGCAUCACAGUCUCACAGGUAUCAAACUGGUUUGGAAAUAAACGAAUCCGGUACAAGAAGAACAUAGGUAAAUUUCAAGAGGAAGCCAAUAUUUAUGCUGCCAAAACGGCUGUCACUGCUACAAAUGUGUCAGCCCAUGGAAGCCAAGCUAACUCACCCUCAACUCCCAAUUCAGCUGGUUCUUCCAGUUCUUUUAACAUGUCAAACUCUGGAGAUUUGUUCAUGAGCGUGCAGUCACUCAAUGGGGAUUCUUACCAAGGGGCCCAGGUUGGAGCCAACGUGCAGUCACAGGUGGAUACCCUUCGCCAUGUUAUCAGCCAGACAGGAGGAUACAGUGACGGGCUCACAGCAAGUCAGAUGUAUAGUCCACAGGGCAUCAGUGCUAAUGGAGGUUGGCAAGAUGCUACGACUCCUUCGUCGGUGACUUCCCCCACAGAAGGCCCUGGCAGCGUUCACUCUGAUACCUCCAACUGAUCUCCCAGCAAUCCAGUAUCCCCGGCUGCUCCCACCCUGUACCAGGCAGAGGUGGGGGCAGAGAGGGGAGAGUUUUUUUCUCCUGUUGAUGCCAUCAGGCUGGAUUCAGAGCUGACUGGCCCACCCAACAGGAGUCUCCUUCUCUUCUCUCUUUGGGGAUGCUUUUUCAGCCAGUCUGGACACUUCUUUAUACUCUCUUCCCUUUCUUUUCUGGGUAGAAGCCACCUUUCCUUUCACCAUCACCAUUGCCUGUCCUCUCACAGCAAAAUAAUCAGAAGAAAAAAAAAUCUGAAAGCAUUUGUACUUAUUAUGUUGUUGCUGUUGUUGUUGUUGUUGUUGUUAUUUUUAUCCCAGUGUCAAUCCCUCCAGUCUACCAGAUAUCUGAUCGCCUUCUCCCAUUUCUCUGGUGUUCUCACUACCUCUUUUUAGGAGCAUCUAAGCUCUUCCCUUGGCUUUUGGGCACCAUACCUCCUUCAUAUGAGACAAUGAUCUGUUCCUUUAAGAUCCUGAAUCUUUGGUGAGUUGCCUUCCAGGACAAUCCCUGUUACAGGUUGGAUAAAUGCAAUCCGGGUGCUGCAAGAUAUGGCCAUAACAUGUCACAUGGUUACAAGAUAGGAAACUGUUAGCAAAGCUACUCUUUACCAUCCCUUCAUGUCUCUUAUCCACCAUAGACAUGAACCUUGCCACUUCUCAGUUUGGUUAUUCCACACUUUCAGUGGAACUGUAAUUAGGGCUGUGUGCAUCGUUCUUCAUGAAGAAAAUGCAUAGUUGCUUAGUAUAACAUGACGCAAGUACAGUAAAUCUGGGAAGUAAAUUAUCUUUUCCUAAUUUGGGUUCUACAAAUCACAUUUUAUUGAUGCAGAAAAGACUUUCACAUUUUCAUUUGAAAUGAAAACUAUGUAAGAACAGAGCAAUAAAGACCUGUGCAUGGCACUGUGGUCUUCAUUCUUACAUCCUCUGAUUUCUCAGCUUUAUCCAAGCAUUAUGUGCCUGAAUGCAUCAUAAACCUUAGGUAUUCAGAAAAGGAGGGGGUUAUGUUCACAAUAAAGCUGCAGAAAUUGCAAAAUACCCACAGCUUUCAUUACACUCCUAAUUUACCAAUAUCUGUUACACAGAGAAAGAAAUCACUGGGAAAUUACUUCCAAGCUGCUAGAAUAUAUAACUUGCACUAGUAAACAUUUGGACCUUUAUGGCUUUACAUAUUAUAAUUUGAUUAUACAGCCUUGCUAAAAUUGUGGUGCUGCCCUAAUUGUGAAAAACAAUAGAUUGACACUUCACUUCUAAACAAAACUCUUCCUGCUAGAAAAAACAGUAAAAUUGAUGGGUGGGAUAAAAUGGGAAGAAGAUAAAUAAACGACUAUUGGAAAUGAAUAUUGGAAAAUACAUAUUUGCAUGGUGACCUUAAACAAUUGCCUGUGCUCCAACAUAUUUCUCCAGAAUAAGAUGAAUUGGGUUGCCUCCUAGUCUUGAACCUGAGGACUGAUCUCCUUUCAGCAAAGCAUGUUCAGGGGAACAUCCCAGUCAAUUGACUGUGUCCUUCGUGAGGGGUCUGGAUAGAAAGGCAUUAAAUAACCUAAGCUGAUCUGGGCUUAGUGAUAACAUGUAAAAGUAUCAGGCACCCAUGAUUAAGAAUAGUGGCCACUGGUACAUUCUCUGUCCAGGGCGAUGCUGAUAUUUCAAUGUAUUUAUAUCACACUAUAAGCUUUCUUGCUUCCAAUUGUUACUAUUCCAUCCUGUCAAUAGAAAAAGGCUUUUCUAUUUAGGGUCAUUGUGAAUUCAAACUGAUAAAUAAUCCAGAUUAAUUAACAUAGAUUACAAAUAAUUCUGUGAGCAACAUUAGCAAUUUUGUCUGGAGGGGAUGUCGAGACCCUGAUGCUUCUUAUUAGAAAUCCAUAGCUCUCUUGGUCCAUCUGCUCUUGAUAACCUGCAUAUACCCAGAAUUAAAUCCAAGUAAAUUGGAGGCACUGUAGAAAAGCACUAGAUUUAGUGGAGAAGCAAACAUUUCAUAAUUUUAUUGUGAUGGUUGAUUUGAGCAAAGGACUCACUUUUCAAAGCACUUUCCACCCUCCAAAUGAACCUGCCAGAAUGAUUUCAUCUGGGUUUUGGGAUUUCCUUAGCAAAUGCAAUAGCCAUAAGGAGCUCUUCCAGUUACUAAGCACAUUAGAAAGAGUCCCAGAAGGGACAUGAAGCAACUCAAGGCAAAAUGCAGCCACCUCCCACAUGCCUAGCAUGGCUUUUAAAUUAGGAUGAAUUUAAAGAAAAAGGCAAAAACAAAAAGCAAAUACUAGCUAAGAGGUUAAAGGCAUAGCAUCUACACAGUCUUUGUAAUGAGAUGGAAAUGAGGAAGGAGAUUGCAGAAAUAAGUAGAGAUGGCUUUUGGUGGGUGAUGUUUUAUGGACAAAGAAAUACAUGCAAAAUACAGUUGACCACAUCAAAGGUGAUACUUAACUUUAGUACAUGAGGGAAAAAUAAUAGAUAGCAUUGCCUAGUGUUUGGAUGAAAUAUACUUUUGCCAAAUGUUAGAUGCACCAGAUCUUGGCCACACAAAUCCAGACCAUAACAAAGAAUUGACAUUUUUUGGUAUCUCUGCUGCCAUCUAGUGAUCAUGUGGAUUCAUGCAGCCAAGAUGAGUUGUCCUUGAUGAAGACCAGUGUGCAUGGACUUGAAUAUUUGUUUAAUGUAAUUAAGUGUAAUUAGGUUAGUUGCAAUUAAUUACAUUAAUUGUGUGAUUUUUAUCUAAAGUAUCUAUCGGCAACUUUCAUAGAGACCAUUAUAUUGCUGUGAUAAAUGAAAAUAUGACAUAGUCUCCUGGAAAACAGAUUUUAUUCAAUUUCCAUUUAUAGAUAGACAGUGUUGUGCAGUGUUAUUUAUUAGCUUCAUUUCAAACUAUUACCUGGACUGUGCAAUUUGCAUGGCAGACUACAAUUGUCUGGGAAGGAAAAAAGAGAUGGAACUGCAUUUAUCUGCCUGUAACAAUAUAUCUUUCUAUUAUGGUCUGUCAUGGUAUGGUACUGAACUUCUUAAUGGUACAUACACUGGUAGUAAUUCUUUGCAUAUCCAGAUUUACUAUUUUUAUUAUAAUUAUGUAAUACUGAUAUUUUUGCUUAAAUGUGACCUACCUUCUCAUAGAUUUGGUUCUUUAUUUUCUGCCCAGAAAAACCCAACUUCGAUACCAAAAACAAAAAAAAUAAAAAAGUGCAGAAACUUUAAAAAAAAAAAGAAUCCUAAAAAAGUUUUUAAAAAAUUAAAAUGUUCAGUUCUUUCAGCUUUAUUAACAUUUUCCAAUGUUUCUUGCGAUUUGUGUCUCGUUCUUUGUAGUAAUUGAUGAUAAUGAACAUUUGAUAAUGAAUGUUCUUGUAUAUUCAGAUAAAGGAAAAACAAACCAAAAAAGCAGUCUGAAUUUAAUAAUGUUUAUAAAAAUAAAAAGUUACCCUCAUAGCACGCAUCGAAGGACAGGCAGUCCCCAUCCUGUCCUGUGGCAAAAAGAGCUUCAUACCUGUAUAGUUUUUAACACCAAGUUACCUACAUUUGCUCUUCUUUGGUUUCCAUUUUAAUGCAUUUGUGAAUUAGUUCAAGAAUGGUAGACAAGUGUAGAGUUGUGCACAUUCAUUUCCUGUUACACAAUGUUUUAAAAGAAGUGACAGUAAUUCAUUUUGUAAAACUUUUAACAAUGGUUGGAAUAGUGAGCAUAAUAGGUACACUUAAUACUUUGUUUACUAACUUUGAAUGCCAGAAGUGACAUUUUCAUUAUCUUCUGCAUAAAUUUUAAAAGGGGCUUUUAUUUUAGGCCCAAUCCACUGGUAGGUUCUCCAGCAUAAGCCUCCCCUGAAACAAAUGGAAGCUAUGCAAGGGCUUUUGCUGUGCAGCUUCAGUUUUUUUCAACAAGACUUAUGCAGGAUACUAGAUUCAUCUCUUUUAUUUUGAUCUAUCUCUCUAUCUCUCUCUUUUUGUCAAACUAUGGCCUUGAAAACAUAUUUUCCAAUUCCAUUCUUAAAAUUUUUAUUGCCUUUAAAGUGAUGUGAAAAGCUUCUUUAGCAAACAGAAAAAAGAUAAAUUAUUUUCCCUUAAAUGUGCUUAGUUUAUAUAAAAUCAACACUCUUGUUUAUUGGUUUGAUGCCAAUAAGAUGUGUUGGGAUUAGAGAUCCUAGAAUUUGCAACCAGAAUAACCAACAUCUCAUGUAGCAUACUUGGUAGGUGGAAAAUUGCUUCUGGCUGAAGGCUGAAAAUAAGACCUCGAGCGAUGAGCAAGGUACUUGAAAUACUCAACUUCCUGAAAUUUAUUUAACUUCCAUUCUCACCUGGCUUGCUUGACAGUAGUGGUGAACUAAACUUUCUGAGAACUCCCACCUGGGGCUGUCUGGCUGCUUGGUUUUCCUGAAUAGUUUUGAGAAGGCUAGAGAAGGUCCACAUCAACUUUCUCUGUGGAAUAUGAGGACGUAGAGCAUUGCUUCUACUGCCCAUCAGGUUGCCAUCAAGUGAUGAGCAAUGCAUGCCAAGAUGCAAUAUUUGUGCCCUUUUAAGCAAAGAUUGUUUGACCUACUGUGGUAGCACAGUAGAAUACAGUAUUGCAGGCUAAUUCUGCCCACUUCCAGGAGUUCAAUUCAGACCGGCUCAAGGUUGACUUAGCCUACCAUCCUUCUGAGAUUGGUAAAAUGAGGACCCAGAUUGUUGGAGGCAAUAUGUUGACUUUGUAAACUUUGUCCAGAGAGUGCUGUAAAAUGCUAUGGGCAGUAGAUAAGUCUAAGUGCUAUUGCUAUUGCUACACAGGAAAUUAUAAGUAGUAGGGUGUGUAGGGUUACUGUUGCCAGAAGGGUGUAGGGUUAUUGCUUGCUACUUGCCAAGAUGGCAGAUGAGGGGAGAGGUACUCAUCAACAGUUGCCUGGUCAGUGCAACAAUUAUGUUAUUUAUGAAGUGAAAGUGCUAAUUCUUUUUGCCACAGCCGAUCUUCCUUGCCACCACCAGAUAAUGUGAACCAGCAUUCUGCUCUAUUGCUUGUAAUUUCCCUCCCUUCCCCAUGUCCUGGUUUUCUGUGCAAAAGUAAGUUCCAGGACUCACUUGGGGUAUUAACCAAAGCUGCUGAUCUGCCAGCUCCUCCCCAGUCAUGCCUGUAUUUAGAAAGGAGAACCAAAAGUGGUGGGCAAGCAUAUUGGAAAUCACUAGGCAAAGGGUGUCCCCUUGUGCCAUAAAUCAUCACUUACAGGCUGUACCACCUGCCAACCGAGGGAAUGGUCAUAAAUGCAGUCAUAUGUUUAAAAUACUAUCUAGUCAGAUCUCUUUAUUGGUACUAUAUUUUUAAGAUUAAACAGUAGAUGAAAUGUACUAUUUCAUCCUGUCUUCUUAAAUACUUAUCUAAAUGACUUUCUGGGAGAUGCUCGUCAAUCUUAAUUCAAGGACAACCUUGGUCCACAAUUGAGCCUGGUUUGCUAGUACAACUCUUGCUAUUUUCUCUCAUUUCUCUCAAUUAUCAGUACCUUUGUUAAAGAAUCAUUAAUGAAGAAAUUAUAGUGGGGAACAAAGCAAUAACUUAAAUCAAUUAUGAAAGUAAAUAUGAAAUUUCAAUGCCCUUGCUGUUCAAAAAGCACUUUGCCAUCACAACUCCAGUUUGGUGGAUUUUGGAACGCUAAGACAAUUGUGUAAAUAUUACUAAAGAGUGCCCCAUAAUCAGGGCCAAGGGCUAGGAUAACUAAUUGCAUCAUAAGCAUCAAGGAUAUGCUCCCUUAUCUCUCAGUUCAGAAUGAGAGCAAAAUAAUUAGCAUUAUUUGUCCUCAAUGCCAUAAUGGGUUAAAUCUGAUUAGCUACCUCGUGAUAUGACAUCAUCACAUGUAAUGUGAUUCCUGAUUUGCUGAGCCAAAGAUGCAUUCUUCUAUAGCCUCAUUUUUCAGACUAUGAAAGUAGAAGAGGAAGAUUCCUGGAAAGUUUCAGAGUUCAGAGGUUUUGCUGGGGAAAAUGCAUGUCACUUUUUCAAACCAACAAAAACUGUUCUGUCUCUAAUUCUUCAUUCAACAAUGUUACAACAUGUACUUACUUCCAAUGAGACAUUGUAGGGCAAAAUUACAUUCUGUAUACAAUGUUGAAAACAAUAUUUGUAUUGGUUUUGAUGGUUUGUUUUGGAUUUUAGGAUAUUUUUUUCAUCUAAAAACAGUUUCUAACUGCCCCCGUUUUGCUGAAGUUUUGGAGACUUUCUUCCCAUUUUUUUAUUUUCAAAGAAAAGGGGAGGAUAGAUAAAUUGCAUCUGUAGUGCAUCCAGUGGAGUUGGAGUUUAAUUGGCAUUGGGGGGUUUCUGGAAUGCUGACAUCCAGUUCUUUCCUAGUAAGGCUUUUAAGGUUGACUCAGCCUUCCAUCCUUUCUAAGGUAGGUAAAUUGAGGACCCAGUUUGUGGGGGCAAUAAGCUGACUUUGUAUAAAUAUACAAAAGUAUGAAGGCUAUUGCUUAACGCAUUGUAAGCCGCCCUGAAUCUCCGGAGAAGGGCGGCAUAUAAAUCAUUUUUUUAAAAAAAAUAAUAGCCUUGAUAUUAUUUAAUCCUGAAAAAGUAUCCUUUCUAAUUUCAGAUUUAGGGUCACACAGCAAAGGAGUAGCAAACCCAACCCACAACACCUCCUCACCCAAACUACCAAUAAAUAUGGGAACUGUAUUUUUAAAAAUGGAAAAUACAAAGUUAAAGGGAUCUCUUUGCUCCCUUCCAAAAGUUAUAGGCAAACUCAAAAAAAAAAAAUCUGAUUUGAGUUGGACAUACCUGCACUCUGUUGUUUAGACAGACACUAACAAACAUCUUCUAACUGCAAGGGGGGAAAAAAAUCUUUGAUUAUGCUGAGUCAGCAGAUUUACAGAUCUGGGCUCAUGUCUAAAAGACAAAUUGUAUGCUCUUUGGAGCUAUAGUACCCUGAAUCCAAUUAUUUGUAGAUUUAAGAUAAUCCCAGUCCACCUUAGUGCUUUCUGUUUUUACUAUACCUUACCAGAGAGAAAUCUCAAACUGGUAAAAGUAUAUUGCUGUGCAAUUCACACUGCAUGGAGAAAGCAGUGUCUAAUCCAAAUUCUCAUUUCUUCAAAAUGUUAUCUUUUUGACUGAUAGCUAUUGCUUCUCAGAAAGAAUCAGGGAGUCAAAGUGAUAGUGCUUUCAAAAGUGAUAUAACAGGAAUCAGUCAAAAACCUAUCCCUGCAGCAAGGAAGAAUCCAAGGCUCAGUCUGGUAGGAGGGAUUUAUAGGACUGGACUCGUUUGGGAAACAAAAUUUGAUAUAUGAUUCAAUAUUUCAAAAACUGAAUCUGUAAAACAAUGGAUGGCAACACUGUUCUUUCUUUAUUUGCAAGGUAUGAUGAGGUUUUCACAUCACUCUUUGCAUUGGCCCCUUAUUUUUCCCAUGCAACCUUGUUUGCAUAAAGCUUUUAACAUAUAAUCACCAUUGUUAUUAUCAAAAUGUAUCACAAAAUGCAUUGUUUGUUCUUAAUCAGGAUGCUUUUUGUUUCUUGCAAAGAUACCCUGCUGUAUUUUCAAUUGCUUUGUCUUUUCUUAUGUUUCCAAUAAUUUCUCAAUAUUAAGAAAUAUUCUCUUUGCUUUGAUUUACAUCAAGUUUUCUGCUCCCUUAAAAAUAAGGCCUGUGUCUUUUGGAUCUCCAUUGAAACUUUUCUGUUCUAUAAUAAUACUAACAAGAUGUAGGUUUUACAGUCUCCUGAUUUGUAUUGCUACUGCAUAUUCCAAAUAAAUUGUUUCUUUUGUUGCAAAAA